This is a messenger RNA of Drosophila grimshawi, 1697 nucleotides long. RefSeq lists its product as uncharacterized. NCBI's taxonomy places the organism in Eukaryota, Metazoa, Arthropoda, Insecta, Diptera, Drosophilidae. The transcript has 4 exons. The coding region runs from base 96 to 1613 and encodes 505 amino acids. The record is from RefSeq and is a predicted model, not a curated record.
ACCACAUGUACAGCAUUCUUGCGGCAAUACGGCUAUUAAUGUAUUUAUACCAGGUUAAUGAGUAAUCAGUAGAGUUUUACUAUUAUUCAUUCAACAUGUUGCGGAGGGGAAGAAGUCAAGCAUCUGCCGGUGUUAAUCACAGUUAUAAAAUUAUCAGUAGAUGGAUGCAUAAAACUCUAACAGAAUGGCAAAGUAUUCUCAAUCUGAAUGGCGCCGAAGUUCUGAUCUACGAGGAAUACAUUGACUCAUCGACCAAUAUUGAGCACUUUGCGAAGUUUAUUUUGCUGCUGAGCAGGCAUUGCCCAAACUUGACACAUGUCCGUUUAUUCUUUUCUGUAGAGAAGAGCGAUUAUUUAGAAGUAGGUUUUAUCAAACAUCUUUGGCAAUUGCCACACCUAAAGUGCUUAAGUCUGAUUGAUACCCCCGACACUGAAUACUUUGCUCUGAAGGAUGACUCAAAUAAACUAACAACUUUAAAAAUAGAUACUGUCGACGCAAAUGUGACAUAUAUCUGUUCAAAUAUAUGUUGUUCUCUGAUAAAUUUGCAAAAUUUGGUCUGUGAAUAUGUCUACAAUAGUAAAAUAAAAAUUGUUGCUGGCUUGUCCAGUUUAUCAACAUUAAAAUCGCUAACUUUAUUCUAUGCGCCGGAAAAUGAAUUAAAACAAUUGAAGAAUUGUAACCAACUUGAAGCGCUUAAUCUUUACAAAAUUAAUAGUAACCUGAGUUCGGAUGAUUUUCUAGAUAUAUUUAAAGAAAAGCGCAAUCUACAUUCUCUUUCGAUCUGCUUCUGCCUCACAGAUAGUAAACUUAGCACUUAUCUAUCCGAAUUAGCUACAUAUUGUCCAAAGCUAAUUUGUCUAACGAUUAGCCUGCCAAUCAAAGAUAUUGGUAGUUUCGUAAAUCUGAAAUAUGUAGGAUUAGACAUGGAUGGUGAACCAUGCUUAUCAAUCUUGGAAACAAAAGAAUUCUUUGAAAACUUGACGCAAUUGCAGCAUCUCCAGUUUCUCUCUUUGGAUACGACACCAGAAAACCUAAAUGAAAACGAAGCUCUGCUCAAAAUUAUACUUAACUGUACAAACUUAAGAUACCUCCGUUUGCCAUACAAAACGCAAGGAUUCAAUGAACUCAUUCUAAAUCUACCCAAUUAUCUAAGUAAGCGUAACUUCCAACCGAAGUCGCCAUUUGUGCUGUCUGUGCAGGGCAGCGAUGCACUGACCGAUGUGGAAGAUAAGUUAAAGGCACAUCCCCGCGGUGAAUUGCUGCAUUUGGAUUGGAAUGGCAAAAUGUUUGCAUCCGAACUUAAAAGCCUAAGCGAAUCUUUAGGCCAUUCCGAUGCAUAUACGGACGACAGAAAUGUGUUUAAAUUUCCUGGAAAGAUGGCCGGUGAUUCAUUAGGUCCAGUGGAUAGAUGGUCAUCUAACGCGUAUUAUAAAUUGUCUCUUAAAUCGUGCACCAACAAAUUUAAUCUGGACUACGACGAGGAGCUAAUAAAAAGAUGCCGAGAUUUCACCAUCAGUAAUGCUGAAUAUGAAUUAUCGAACAUGAAAUUCGCAUUCAAUUUAAAAUAUGAUUCAAUAGAUGAGGACAAUAAAUUUCCAGAGGCGGAGAGUUAAUCAAUUGCAUUUUAUUAAUAUAAUAUAAUUAUAAAUUUUAUAGAUGUAUUAUACGACUUAAAUAUAUAUUUCUUGUAAAUUUAA